GCCGCUGUUUGAAUGCUCUGCGGAAACAGUCACAACUCAACUGAAUCGACAAGUUGACCACGGUACAAUGCAGUUAGCAACCUGACGAAUGAAAAGGAGAAUGAAAAUCACCGCUCUAGACGAGGCUAACGGUAAAUGAAAGUAGUUUUUUCCCCCGCGUAAAGCAUUUUUUUCUCCACAUUUGUAUCGUUUAUAAACUAACGUGGCUCGCUCACGCCACUCAGCUAACUGCAUUGCAAUCUACAGCUAACCAGUCGAUAGCAUCCCAUGAUGGAUGCGAGUCGUUAACUUGUAGCUCUUACUGCUGAGGCUCCAGACAGUAGAUAUAGGACGACCGAUUGAUCAAAGUUGAAGAAAACAACGGUAUAAAAAUGAAAGUCAUGGAGAAGAAUGUGAUGCGUCUGGUGGCUGUGCAACAUCUCCGCUCAGCGUUUGGGAUAAAGACAAAGAACUGGAACAAAAACAAGGCAGCCAGCUGGAGGACGACAGCCAGCACCUCGACAAAGGUUUUUGGUGUGUCCCUGGAGAGCUUACCAUACUAUAAUAUGGAAUGCGGGCGCGUACCAAGCUUUCUGGUCGAUGCAUGCAUGAAGCUGCAGGCACAUGUCGACACAGAGGGCCUGUUCAGAAAGUCGGGCUCUGUCAUUCGUUUGAAAGCACUCAGGGCUAAACUGGACAUGGGUGAGGAGUACCUUUCCUCUGCACUUCCCUGUGACGUGGCCGGGCUGGUGAAGCAGUUUUUUCGGGAGCUGCCAGAGCCGGUGCUGCCCACAGAGCUGCAGGAGGCCUUUCUCAAGGCCCAGCAGCUCCCCACUGAGGAGGAGAGGACCUCUGCCACCAUGCUGCUGUCAUGUGUACUGCCUGAUAAAAACCUGAGCGUGCUGCGUCACUUUUUUGACUUCCUCAACAAUGUGUCCAAGAGGUGUGCGGAGAAUAAGAUGGACAGCAGUAACCUGUCUGUAAUCUUGGCUCCCAACCUCCUUCACUUCGGAGAAAGUACAGAGAAGAUGAACACCAACACCGAGAAACGACUCAAGCUCCAGGCAGCCAUCGUGCAGUGCUUCAUUGAGAACGCCCACAGCUUUGGUGUGUUACCACAGUUCCUCCAAGAGAAAAUUCCAGCCAUGCUGGGCUGUGAGUCAGGGGUUCAGUCCCCUACCCAUGAGGGUCUUGAGGAGCUGGACUUGAACUCAGGGAUGAAGAAGAGACACAGGCGCAGCUUCGGAGAUAUGGUCAAUGGGGCUCUGAAUAAGAUAAAAACUAAUAGAACACCUACACAUGCCUCCCAGUCAGACAGUCUUGUCUUUUCCUCUGCUACUCCUGUGAUCGCAACGCCAACCUCAAAGCGAAAGCUUCCUUUGGAGUCUGGUCACUCUUUCGGAUUCUCAAACAAGAAACGUAGAUCAAUCAAAAAGAACCUUGGGAUAGAUUUACUUCCCAAUACUUUGUUCAGCGGGACUUCUACUCCUGGAUCAGCUUACAGCGCCUCGGGGGUCUUGGACACUUCCCACAAUGCUCUGUCACCAGCAGGGAGGUCAAGAAGGCAGUCGGCUACUUCUGUCAGGAGGAAGAGUCGACGGCUGAGCAACAGAAAUGCUGUUCACAGAGUGGAGUCAGGGAAGACUGGUUGCUUUUCUCCUAAAGUCGACAAAAAAGAAGCACCGCGCAAAUCUCUGCGUCUGCGUUUCAGCCUGGGGAAGAGCAGCAAAGAGGCUGGGUCUGAGUCCAUUGGCUGGCGACUUGCCACUCAGGAGAGCACCGCCAGUUUCUGUUUCACCAAAGAGACAGAGUUCAGUCCCUCUGUGCUGCCAAGGAAAGCUGAAUCCAAAAGCUCAAAGUUCAUCAGCAAGUCUGAAGACAACCUGCUGACCCCUCAAUGUGACUCAGGAGCCCUCGGUACCUCGUGGAGUGGAGAGACCCCUGUGGGUGGAGGGUCUUUCACAGACACCCCCAUGAACAUGUGCCUUAAGAGCACCUACAAGUCUGAGCCAGCCAUUGUUGUAUCAAAGCCGCCGGUGGUGGCCAGCCUUCCCAAGAAGCUUUGCUGCGCUUCCAGCGCUGAGAGUCUGGAGAGUGAGAGGUCCAUCACUGAAGAGCCAACUCAAACCGACCCCACCCUGCUGAAAAUAAAGAAGUCUGGCAGUGACCUCCUGGCUGUGGCACAAGAGCCCUACAAUACAACACAAGACUGCAUCAUAGUCCCUCCACCAGAGAGUCCUUCAGUCAGCGUGGACACAAAAGGGUAUUUGUUUCAAGCUCAGCAGAGCCACCUGGGAAACGAUCAGAACAUCACCUUUGGUCAUUUUGAAAUUGCGGCAUUAUCCCCUCUGCAUAUAGACAGUGUAGUUUUUGAGUCUGGUGCAUUCAGUCCAGCUGCUAAUGCUGCUGAAGAGUCUCCUUGUGCUGCUCCAAUCAGCAGCCACAACAACUCUAUGGUGGGAGAAAGUGAUGGAGAGUUGGAGCAGGUGAACUGCAGCAGGUUGAUCGACGCUCUGGACAUCCACAGCCCCGCUCUCUUUAAACUGGGCGUCUCCUCCGGGCUACAGUCCACACCAUACAAGCGGGAUCUGGACCUACCAGAAGAGUUUGGCACACCGAAACUUGGUACUACAGUCAGUUGCAGUGCGGUACAUGAAGAAAACGAAUCUUGCCAUGAGAUUGGUGCAGAAUUCCAAAACCAGCAGGCCCUAUCGCCUCGCAGCCUGGAGAGUGAAAAGCGUCGUGUGGCAGAUCACAUCCAGCACUUCAACAAGCUCACUCUCCAUUCUCCCAGAGGACCAAAGGGCUUUCACAUCCGUUCACCGCUCAAGUUCACGCGCACCCCAGUGCGUCAGACUGUCCGCAGGAUGAACUCUCUGCUGGGAGAGGGAAGGAGGCCCUCGAGAAAAACAGAGCUCACCAUCAACCAGGGCGCUCAGGUGGUGAAGGCAAUGAGCCUGGAGAGUGGCCUCUCCCCUCACCCUCAGCUCAAGCUCCUACAGGGAGAGGCGCAGGUGGGACUGCCCAAAAAGAAACCACCUCCAGUCCCACCCAAGAAGCCAAGCACCCUGGCCCGUAAAGCUAAGGCUUGUGCUCUGGGCGAUGUGACCAACAAGGUCCAAGCCAAGACCAAAGUGGACUCUUCUGUCCCCGGUCCACCAGCAGCUCAGAAGCCUGUGGUGCAGCAGCUAGCAGAGAAGGACAUGAACCAUUACAGAGGAUCACCCAGAAACCCUCUGAACCAGGCCUGCCUGCUGCCUGCCACCAAGCCUGUAGAUUUAUAGCUCCCAAUCUUUGAUUUCUCUUCAACUGGCAGGUCCAUGUCUGCCCGGACUACAUGACUUUAAACAUUCCCUCCUACAUCAUCCACAUGUUCAGGGGUUUAAUUUAUUUGUAGCUACGCUAGAUGCUGUUUGUGUUGAGUUAGGACAUAAUGGGAGAUGUUCAUAUGCCUUAUAUUUGUUUUACUUUAGUAAAACAAGUUUACAAAAAUCAACAUUGCAGCCUAUAAGAUGAUGUUAGACUGUAGAGUGCAGGCCAAAUGAUCUGUUGUGAAUGACAGUGUGACUGGAAAUGCUUAGAUUAAGACUUAGGCUUUUAUUUAUGCUUUUUUUCUAUCUAAUCCUUAGUUUUUUUUUAAAAGAAAAAUGUUUACUUAAGUUUUUUUUUAUUGCAGAAUAUUCUCAAACUGUUUCUUGCCAUGAUUAGAAAAUACGAAAAAAAAAUGCACCUUUAUUUGGAUUUUAUGGAAAAAAAGAAAGAAAGCCCAGCAGUAUUAGUCACCUAAUGUGUCUAUUGUAAUCAAUUCAUUUGAAGACAACAACCAGUGAAAGUGCUUUGCUAUGCCAGCUGCUUCAGACAAAUAAAAUCAAAUGGCAUGUA
Labrus bergylta (ballan wrasse) is the source of this 3861-nucleotide messenger RNA. It is a transcript of the gene arhgap11a, whose product is annotated as Rho GTPase activating protein 11A. Gene Ontology annotation, biological process: signal transduction. The record is from RefSeq and is a predicted model, not a curated record. NCBI's taxonomy places the organism in Eukaryota, Metazoa, Chordata, Actinopteri, Labriformes, Labridae.